AUGCGACUAAAUACUGCUACCAAUACAGCUCAAAAGUACGAGGUCCCAGUAACGCGUAAGAGAGCGCGCGCUCAUGUGAAAAUAGAAGUUGAGGAAGAGACAAAAGCCAAAGACAGGACGGUGAUAAAAAAUAUAAAGACGAUUCUAAUUGAGGACGAAUCCGAGAAAAAAGUAUUACCAAAGAAAAUGCGUAAGAAGAACGAUCAGCUAAAUAACGCGGUACCUGAUAAUUGGGAAUACGUUUAUAAUGGUAUCAAAGAGUAUCGAAAGAGGGUAACGGCUCCUGUUGAUACGAUGGGAUGUGAACGAUUGGCUGAUGAACCCAGUGAAACUGUCACUGCCGAGACGUCUCGCUUCCAGUCUUUAGUAGCAUUGAUGCUCUCUUCGCAAACCAAAGAUACAGUUACUGCAGCAGCGAUCAAGAAUUUGCAACAGAGACUGCCAAAUGGACUAACGUUACAGAGUGUAUUGGAUGCUGACGAGGAAUUUAUUGACGCGUGCAUAUCCAAGGUUGGCUUUCACAAGCGAAAGGCUAUGUAUAUAAAGCAAGCAGCUGUUAUCUGCCGAGAUUUGUAUGGAGGGGAUAUACCAGACACUGUGGAAGGAUUGAUGAAUUUACCCGGAGUAGGACCCAAGAUGGCAUAUCUUUGUAUGCAAGUCGCAUGGAAAAAAAAUCAAGGAAUAGGUGUUGAUGUGCAUGUACACCGAAUAAGCAACCGUCUUGCCUGGUGCAAAACGGAAAAAGGAGGACCAGAAGCAACAAGAAAAGCGCUUGAAUCAUGGCUACCGCAGAGUCUUUGGUCGGAAAUAAACCCGCUUUUCGUCGGAUUUGGUCAGGUAUCAUCUAUAUGUCCGUCGACUGAGGUCAAGGCAGCAAUUGCCAAGGGUAAAUUAACGCGUUUCGACUGA
This is a messenger RNA of Paraglomus occultum, 909 nucleotides long. The record is from the annotation of a GenBank genome assembly. NCBI's taxonomy places the organism in Eukaryota, Fungi, Glomeromycota, Glomeromycetes, Paraglomerales, Paraglomeraceae.